Messenger RNA from Oenanthe melanoleuca, 1541 nucleotides. RefSeq names its product cholesterol 25-hydroxylase (gene CH25H). The coding region runs from base 162 to 986 and encodes 274 amino acids. Gene Ontology annotation, biological process: cholesterol metabolic process; sterol biosynthetic process. The transcript is spliced from 2 exons. Gene Ontology annotation, molecular function: iron ion binding; C-4 methylsterol oxidase activity; steroid hydroxylase activity. Lineage: Eukaryota; Metazoa; Chordata; Aves; Passeriformes; Muscicapidae. The record is from RefSeq and is a predicted model, not a curated record.
GGAGCGGGAGGGACCUGGGCGGGGAUGCUCCGCACCGGCUCGGCGGCAGGAAAGAGAACUUCCCCUUUAAUGAUACACAUUGCCAUGUAAGAAUUUCUGGGGGGUGGAGCCGGCUGCAUAAAAGCCUGCAGGAUUUCCAGCUGCCUCAGACUGCCAUCAGCAUGAACUGCAGCCUGCCACAGCGAGUGCUGCUCAGCUCUGCCAUGGAGGGGCAGCGGGACAGGUUGUGCCUGCAGUCUCUCUGGGACUUUAUCACUGCAAAGGAGCUGCUGAUCAAGUCACCGUUCUUUCCAGUGCUCUUUUCUUUUACAGCAUACAUGGCUUUCUGUCUUCCAUAUGUUGUGCUGGACUUUUUAAGCAUCAGACUGCCAGACUUGAGAAAAUACAAAAUCCAGCCACAGAACUAUCCAAGUCUUCGAGUGAUGGUGCCUUGCGUUAUUCAGAGCGUGUAUCACCAUGUCGUUUUGAUCUUCCCGGUGACAUUUCUACACUGGUACUGGAGACCCAUGAAUCUGCCAGUGACAGCUCCAGAGCUGCCUCAAGUCCUGCUGCAAGUAGCAGUUUGUCUGCUGCUGUUUGAUUUUGAGUACUUCCUGUGGCAUUUGCUUCAUCACAAGGUGCCUUGGCUCUACAAGACCUUCCACAAGGUGCAUCACAAGCACGUGUCGACGUUCGCCCUUACCACCCAGUACUCCAGCGUAUGGGAGCUGCUCUCUCUGGGAUUUUUUGCUGCUAUAAACCCACUGCUCCUCGGAUGCCAUCCCUUGACAGAAAUGAUUUUCUUCCUUGUAAACAUUGGUUUGUCAGUGGAGGACCAUUCUGGAUAUGACCUGCCAUGGUCAACUCACCGACUUGUGCCUUUUGGAUUGUACGGCGGAGCGCCACAUCACGAUCUCCACCAUCUGAAAUUCAAAUCAAACUAUGCUCCUUACUUCACACACUGGGACAAACUCUUUGGGACAUUCACAGAGUCACAUUCUCAUUAAGAAUAUUUACCUGUGGAUGAACUCUUAUUUUUUUAUAUAGACCUAACUGGGACAUUAUUUUUUUAAAGACAUACAGAAGAUUGUAUAUUUAAAGCUGCCUAUAAAAGCAAUAGCUAUUUAUAACAAAUCCUCUUAAUAUAUGUGUAUUUGUGUGUGUACUUGGAUCUGCCUUUGUUAAGGGAAUGCAAAUGGCAAAGUGAAUAUCUGUUGCUUAAAUCUGAGUUAAAUGUUUAAGGGAAGCAUUAAGAGACAUUCUCUCUCCUUUCCUUCUUUCCAGCUUUCAUAAAGCAUGUAUCAUGUUACUGUAUGAUGUUUUAUACAUACACCAGAACAUUAUCUUACUCUUGUAGGAUGAUUUAUGAUGUAAACAGAAAAGGUACACAUCAUGUAUUUUGUGGAGUUUAAUCUGCCAGAGAAAAUUAUUGCGCAAUGAUUUUGCAAAAUAUUGCUGCCAAGUCAUGGUGGCUGGCUAACUGUUAAAUGAUUUUGUUAUUUAUAUUUUUUACCUUGAUGUACUGUCUCUUUUUGAUAGAGAAUAAAUAUGUUCAUUCUUUU